Molecule: messenger RNA, 309 nt
Organism: Prorocentrum cordatum
Lineage: Eukaryota; Dinophyceae; Prorocentrales; Prorocentraceae
Source: the annotation of a GenBank genome assembly
AUGGGCCGGCGGAUUUGCGCGGAGGCCUUGUGCGGGGUCUUGUGCGGAGGCCUCGUGCGGAGGCCCUUUGUGCGGAGGCCCUUUUGUGCGGAGGCCUUGUGCUCGCGCGAGUCUUUGUGCGGAGGCCUCGUGCGGGGCACCGUGCGCGCCUGCUGCGGGGCCCUGGUGCUUGCCCCCGGGGCUCGGGCUGCUGCACGGUGGCGGAUCUCGCGAGCUGCCCACAGGCCGUGCGCCUCCCUGCCCUCACUUCCUCCCUCCCGGGGCGGCCACGACGCCCCCGCGCGGGGCUGGACGCGGCAGCAUGAUUAG